UUUAGGUCUAGGUUCCGCGGCUACAAUAUCAGCCGUUUUAUACGCUAAUACGAAUCACCCCGAAUGGAAGAAUGAGUUUCCGAACUGGGUGGACCGAUGCAAACAGAUUCUGAAGAAAUGGCGCGCUCUGCCCGCAGAACAAAAAGCGCCGUACUUACAACGCGCGAGGGACAACCGAAGCGCCAUUCGAAUGAAGAAAGCCCAACAGAGCACGAGCAGUCCGAACGAGGAACCUGCGGCAAAUACGUCACCCGCGCCGCCCAACGUGACAAGCGUGACGAACGUGAGUGGCGUGACCGGAGUGACUGGCGUCACGGGCGUGACUGGCGCGACAGGCGUAACGGGCGUUACGGGUGUGGCCGGUUUGAGCUGCGUGACCAGCGUAACGAACACGGACCAAGAGCGCGCUUGCAACCAGCAGCGAAGUGCCCGUGAAGCGGAACAAGAGCGGCAAUGGAAGCAACUUCAGCAAAUGCGCCAACAACAGACACAACAACAGCAACAAAUCAUACACGACCAAAGAAUACAAGCAAUGCAGCGCUUGCGUACAGACGGAAGUCCUCCCUCAGGCGCAGUGGGACCGCUUCCUACAACCGUGUUGCAAGCGUCGGGGCCAGCCAACGUCAACGCUGAGGCGCCGAGGAGCGCUUUCCCCGCUCAACGCUUCCCCCUGCACUACGCGAACAGUGAUGACAACAUCAACAGACAACUGCGGGAUCUUCUACAACGACACCCGGAGAAAAUGUGGCCUCCACAAGCCGCUAACGAAGAGAGUGGCAGUAGCAACUUAAAUGCCGAAGGACAAGCAUUCAGGUUACCGUUGCCAGUUGGAGUGCGACCGCGGACUCCGCUACAAUCCAUGCACAGACCAGAUCACCAUUUGAUAAUGCAGCAGCGCCACAUGGCGGCAGAUGGUAAUCAGCAACAACAAAAUAUGCAAAACGUAAACACGCAACAGAAUAUGGAACAGAAACAAAACACUCAGCCUCAAUCAAGUAGUGAUAGCAAACACGACGGGACAGAUCAUGGAAAUGAUGAAAUGGAUAUUGGAGACAUGGAUAAACUCGAACAAGAUCCAGGGAAUAUUGGAGAGGUUGAUAUUUUGACUGGUCUUGGCGCGGAAGAUGAUGAACAAUUAUUGGAAUCGUUGACUGCUGAAAUUGGUGAACAAUUCAAUAUACUAGAGUACGCAGAUCCUGAACUGGCAACUCUUCAUGCGGCUGAUCACUUAUUGGACUCCCUGGACUUACCUGAUGAUGGUCAUCAUACCUCCAAUGCUAAUGCAGGACGAAGGAACGAAGCUGAUCAAAAAUCUGACGUCAAAAUGAGCAGCGACCUGCAAUCAGCUGUUAAGACAAUUGGAACUAAAUCGGAAAUUAAGUCGGAGGUUGUAGAAAUAAAAUCAGAGGUGCUUGAAAUGAAAUCUGAAGUGACCGUACAGGGAACAGGCCAAGUGUUCCAAGAUGGUGGAUCGAGAGUUAUAACUCAAAACCAACAAAUUGCUUUGCAGUCGGCAAUGCAAGCGAUUAAAGCUGAAUUGAAGCCCGAACCUGAAGAUAACAAAACAGAAGCUGAAUGGCAGCGACCUGUAUUCUCACAAAAUAUAUUUGGUGUUCAGCAGCAACAACAGCAACAUCAGCAACAACAACAGCGACAACAAAUCCAGGGUGCAAGGCCAGUCCUAGCAGAAGGUGCGAGGCCACCCUUGCAGUUCUCUUCACACCAUAUGCAUUUUGCUCAGGGUAACUCUGGAGUGACUAGCGCAAGCGCAGCCAGUAUCGUUAGUGCAAUGACAGCCCAGGUCCAAGCAGCACUAGCGGCAGGGCGAUCUAUUGCCCCAGGAACGAAACUCCUCGGUGCCGAUGGGGCCGUCGGUAUUGUGCGCCACGAUCGCAGCGUUCUCCUUACAGCUCUACCACAUUCCGCUCGCGCAGCCCCACCUCCCUAUCCUGGUAUCCGCCCCCCGGGGAGUGCUGCCCCAACACCGCCUGCAGCGCAACAUCAAUUACCACAUCAGCCGACUCUUGCCGCACACCAGCAGCACCAUCAGCCGCCACCUCCACCGUAUCCUCAGCAACAGGAGCAACCGUUGCUUCUGGAGGAGCUGUUGGAGCAGGAGAAGAGAGAACAGGAGCGUGAGGGUGGGGAGUGGGGUGGUGCCGUAGGAACGGGGGCAGCCGUGGGAGUGGGAACAGCGGGUGUCGCAACGGUGCCCCCACCGGCUGUGCCUCUCUAUAGCGGAGUACCGCCACCUGCACCACCACCUCCUCCAGACCGACCUGUCACUGAAGCAGAUCAUCAUGCCCGACUUCUCUACGAACAAUGGCUCAAGAACUACAACGCCUACGCAGCUGAUCAACUGCGUUACUACGAGGCGGAAGUACAAAAACUCCGUAAGAUACGCAAGUCGCUGAAUAGCAAGCAACGUCAGUUAAGGAAAUCUGGAAACGAAUUAAUGCCGAAUGACGCUCAGGAACUACAACGAGUUUCCACUGAACAAUCCGCGUUGCAAAAGCACCUGGAAGCUGCAAGAAAACAAGCAAGACAACACAGUAUGCUUGUGCAGGAAUAUGAAACAAAACAACGUCAACAAAAUCCGCAGUUGUCGCAGCAAACAGUUAUAAAUCAACAACAAGUGGCAACAAAUCAAAAUACGUUUAAUCAAAAUCAAAAUAUAGGCCAAUCCCCGCAAAUGCAACAACAAUCUUUAAAUCGGCCAAUGCAAAUCGGUCUUCAAGGCUCUGGAAUACAACAACAACAGACACUCAUACGAACUCAACAGACCCUCCUAACUGCAGAUGGCCAGCCACUGCAGCAACAGAGAAUAGGGCUCGUUACUUCACCGUUAAACGCUCAAGGGCGCAUACUUCAAGGAGGGCGGACACUUGUCAUAGAGCAAACCGGUGCACCUCAACAGCAAUUAGUACGACAACUCUCUGGAGUUCAAGAGCGUGCUCAAUCAGUUGGUGGCAUAGUUCAGUUUGGACAACAACAACUACGGAACGCAAUGACUCCGGGAAACCAAACACCAAGGCCUGCUGGUUCCAGGCCGGCGAUGUCACCUCUCCAUGUUCAAUCACCUCAUUCGCAGUCACCUCUUCAUUCUAUAGCUCCUCAGUCACCCUUACACCACUUAACUUCACCAAUGCAAUCGCCACUUCAUUCGCAACAAUCUCCGUUGCAUCACACUUCUCAAUCCCCUUUACAUUCAUCAACGCAAUCACCUCUUCAUACUCAGCAGUCUCCAAUGCAUUCGCAACAAUCUCCAAUGCACGUGCAAGGGUCGAACCAUCCGCAGCAAAGUCCAAUGCAUCCACAACAAAGUCCGAUGCAUCCGCAACAGUCGCCAAUACACCAACAAUCACCACUUCAUGCGCAGAAUCAAAUGACAGCGCAUUCACCGAUGCAUCCUCAACAAAGUCCGAUGCAUCCCCAUCAAAGUCCCAUGCAUCCUCAACAAAGUCCUAUGCAUCCCCAGCAAAGUCCAAUGCACCCGCAACAGAGUCCGAUGCAUUCCCAACAGUCGCCAAUGCACAUACAACAGUCACCGUUACAUACUCAACAAUCGCCAAUGCAAUCGUCUAUGUCACCACAGCAUUUUCUGCAACAGCUGCAGGCACAAAGGACGAGUCCCCAAUUACCAACACCGAGUCGGAGUCCGCAGAUAUAUCAACAAUCUCAAAUACAGAGCCCCGUAACAUCUCACUCACCACAAUUACAAAGUAACGACUACACGGGAAGAUUUUCUCGCCCGGCUCCAGGUUGUUCACCCUUACCGACGCGAUUCGCUCGACCGCCACAUCAUCAACAGGGAAUGAGAGUUGGAGUGCCUUUUGGUACGCGACAACAAACUUCGCCGUUAGGCAGUCCACAACCCCUCCCAUCACCUGGAAACAAUUCUAAUGAAAUUGCUAGACAGCAAAUGCUUCAACGCCAACAAUAUAGCCCAAUGGGAGGGGCACCAGCUUCGCCUUCAGUGUCGCGCUCGCCACACGUUGCAAGAACUCCUACUCCGUCAGCUUCACCUGCUGCAUCACCAGCACCUCCUCAUCAUGACCAUGGUGGUGGACACCAUCAUCAUAUAGCUCCAAUACCACCCGGAUACAGAUACUUCAAACCAGGUCUAUUUGGAGGCGGGCCAGGCUGGCCACCCAAAGAAGAAGAUCGCCGUAGAGGACACGUUAGCAAAAUAUCAAUAUUAAAACGUGGAACGCCGCGACCACGUUUCUCUGGAAAGACAGCUGCACCUGAUGCACACCAAGAUGAUGGGGAGUCGAGUGAUGCAAGGAAAUAUGUAUUAUAUUCCACGGAGAGUGUUGAUUAUGCUUCGUCAGAUGCUAGAAUGAGUUUUUCUAAAGAGGACGAUGAUCUAGAAAACUUAGUCGAAACCAUGGAUGAUGAUGAUAUAGUAGUAGUCGAGCCGGGAGCUAUAUCUCCUGAAGAACGUAUUGCUACGGAGGAAGAUUUCGAAGAAUUAAUUGAUAGUGGAAAACCGGAAGAUGAGGCAGAUGAGGAAACUCAUGACAAGACAGCCACAAGAACUGAAACCACGACUAAAACUGUUGCUGUAAUUAGCUUAGCGACAGCAAAGCAACCUACUGGUAAUUUACAACAGUAUAAACUAGUGAAUUCUUCAAACUCCGGUUUGACGCGGUUACCCGUCUUGAGUGCUACAGUUCUAUCACCCCACUCUAAUACAAAGAUUCUAAACGAAGUUUCUCAGGCAACUGUUGCUUCAGUUUCGAUUGCAAAUCAAACAAUUUCAGUACCCGUUUUAAAAAAUCUUUCUGUUCCGAUCGGAAGCGUGACAGGACAUAGCAGUGGAUUAUCGAAAACACAAAUAAAGAAAGUGCCUUUGAAUAUAACGGCAAAUCAACAAUUAAGUUUAUCAUCACAGCAACUUAGUAAACCGUUAAGCUCAGUUAUUAGCGUAAUAUCUUCAAAUGUGCCCAAAGGCUCGUGUAUAAAUCCUGUCAUUACUCUAGCCACAUCAAACACAAUGUCAGGACAGUCACGAGUCCCGGUCACCAUAAUGACCCAACAUCAAGUAAAACAAAAGAUUGUCAAAACAAUAGAAAAACCUAUGGGAUUAUCUCUCUCAAAUACUAAAUUGUCCAGUUUAUCAGUGACACACGAUGCUACGUUACCUGCUAAAAUAUUUCAGGACGAUGCUGCUUCUCCCGAUAGUACUGUUGUAUCUGAGAGUGGUCAUGAGCAACCGCCAGCUGCUCCUACAUCAGCACAACAUAAUAUUACUCUGUCGUCAGUUACCCAGGAAUCAAUACAAAAAGACUUAAAGCUACCGUUAAAAGACAAUAACAAAGACAUUGACAUCGAAAAUGAAAUAAGUCAGCAAACUGAGCUACCUCAUAGUCUUUGUUUGACUGAUCGAACACCGUUGUUAUUAGGGAAAGCAGAUAUAAAAAGUCCAGACCCAAUACCAGAAAAAAUUCCCGAUAAUAUUAUGGAAGGGGAUGACGAAGACAAACCAGAAGAUAACAUUCAAAAUAAUUUAAUGCUCUCUUAUGGUAAGUCAACCCAUGAACCGUCGACAACAGGGACUAAAACAGAUGAUAACGUAGUUAAGACUAUAAAAGCAAUCGCUAAUCAAACUAAAGAAAUGGUAAUUGGCUCUAAUAUGCAAAUAUCAUCUGAUAUGGCCCAAGAGUCAGUACAGAUAUCAAUUCCUUCGCCAACCCCUUCACAGGAACGAUAUCUUAAUGAUAUUACUAUGAGAGAACACACGGAAACCGUAGAAGGUAAUUCUAAACAUGUUGAAUCAUUUGAGGAUAUGUUAUGUAUGCUUGAUAAUAUAGGUGAAGAUGGGAAACAAUAUGGCUCUAAACAACAACAGUCUAAGCAGGCAGCAUCAAUGCACAAUCCUUCUAAUCCAAUAAACAAUCCUACACCGCAACAAGACAUUAAAGAAAUGCAAGAACCUUACCAAACGCGGGAACAGGAAAGAUUAGGCAUGCAAUCAGCGAGUGUCCCCCAAUUAUCGCCCUUAUCCCAGCCCGCUGAAAUGACAUCUAAUAUGGCUAGUGUUUCACAACAGUUAAGAACUAUAAUGUCGUCUCUUAAUACAAAUACAUCAAAAGCGGACCUGCAAACAGUUACAAGAAAAAGUGAUGCGACUACUCCCACUCAAGUGAACUAUGAGAAUUUGUUACCAUCUUCGAAGGUUGAAGUUGCCGCACCGAGACCCUCACCUAUACAAAAAAUUGAGAAGUCUCCGACAUCAAUUUCUUGUUCAGAUACAAUGCCUAUGAGUGCAGCGCAAGCGUUUGGAUCUCGUGUAAAUACUUUGUCUACGAUGGGGCAGAUACGAAAGUCGCCAACAGUGUCGCCAAUUAACUCUCCAGUUAAUAUGCCAAAUAAUUUGAUGAAAUCACCUGCACAAUCUCCUCUUAUAACUACUCAAACAAUGACGAAUCAAUCAUUCAAUCCUAAUGAUGAUACCAUUGCGACAUCGAUACAAUCGCAAAUAAUACAAAUGCCUGCUUUGUCCAAAAUUCAAAAUAAUUUAAGCACAUCACAAGUGAUAUACUCACAUAACAACACUAUUACGACAAGUAUAAGUAAUUUUCAAAAAUCUCAAGUAUUGCCAACAAGUAUAUUAGGACACACGUUACUUCAACCUGCGAGACAAAUUAAUACUAGUAACCUUCAGUUUAAUCCGCAAAACAUAAGCUCCAGUCAGCCACCCGCGCUCGUAAUGACAUCGAGGUCAAUUUUAACCAACAAAGAACCCGCUCCUAAUGUAACCGUACGUACGCAUAGUAUAGUCAAUUCUGGUAUAAAUCAAAUGCAAAUAAAGCAAACUCAGGGUCCACUUAACUUUAUAACUUCCUCAAAAUUGUUGCAUACUCAACUUACUUCUCCUUUGAAAAGAUCUAAGUCUACAGACGAGCCAAAAAGUGAAGUUAUUGUAGGACACAUACAACCUACAAAACGGCAUAGCGUUGAGUCAGUCAUUGUUAAAUCGGAACCUAUGGAAACUGAUGAGCAAAAUUCAACUACUACGAUUGCUGAUAAUACUGUAAAUAAAAAUUUACAACAACAAACCGCUAAUCAAAGAAACGAUGAAUCCCAAAAUGUUUUAUUAAAACAACUUUUACAAACAACGACUACGACGUCGAACGUCGUGCCACAACGGACAGUAACAAUUCAAAGAACGGCGCCAGCCUUAGGAACAAUACCAUCGUUAGAAGCACAAUUAGCGAGACCUUCUAUUCCACCUCCUACAAUAUCUUUAACACAAGAGGUUGAAAUACCAAAGAAUUCCCCAAGACACGUAACAAACGUCAGUCAACCUUUUACAAGCCGACCAUUGACUAUUCCUACAUCAUCUAUGUCGCCGAUGUUGCACACGUCAACUCAGUCCUUAAUGGACGUAAGAAAACAACCUGUAAAAUUAAUUAACAAAGAAGAUACAACACCACUUCCUGAGAGUUCCCCUACCAUGAAAUCUUUGCCGAUGUAUCCAAUGAGUGUAGAAAAUCAACAAAUAUUACAACAUCAACAAAUGAUAAAAAAAGAAGUACUUCCACCACAACAAAGUCCUAUCCAUAGGCCAUUUACCCCGAUGGAUGUGAAAAAAGAACUUCUAGAUGAAAGCUCGCAACAAUCCGCGACAUCUGGUGUGUCAACUGCUUCAGACCAAGGAAAGCUUGACCAACCACUAAAAGAGGAAUAUCCGGAAAGCGUUAUUAUGGAUAACGUAUCUGAAAUAAAUCCUUCAGAAACUCCAUCUGAAGCAAAAAAACGUAAAAGAAGGGAAUAUCAACAAAAAAAGAGGAAGCAAAUGCAGAUGAAUUUAAAAGCAGCUACAGAAAAUGGUAUUAAUGCUGCAGCCAAGAAAAGGCCCCGAAAGGGCUCCAGAUAUGAAGAAGAUUAUGACACUUUUAUAGAUAACCUAAUGGCACAGUUACGUCUUUUACCUCCAAUGCAAAUUCAAGAACCAUCUCUGACUACAAAUUUUGCAGUUUGUCCGUUGUUUGGAUCAGGAGAUUUAACGAAAUUGAAAAACAAAGACUAUGAUAUAUUAAGAGGUGACUUAGUUGGUGAAUUUGGCAAUGCUAAAAUUCCUAACGUGGCGGAUUACUAUAACACCAAACCAUUUGGAGAUGAGGAACCAUUGCCUGAGAAACCAGCCGCGUCUACGCAACGAGGAUUUUACGACCAGGAGUUUCAACCGAUAUUAUUUGAAGAAGACCCCGAAGAUAAAAAACUUGACUUCAUUUGUAAAGAGCGUGACACAGAUACACCGGACACUAUCGUUAGUUGCUCGAGCCCAGAAGGAUUUGAAAUUGAAUCGGAUGAUAGAUUCCCAGGCCUUAAACUCAUUGAUGAUGAUGAAGAAGAAGAUGACGAAGAACUGAUUACGCCUGGUCGCAUAUCUCCUGUUAUUCCUAUCAUUACUCCCAUACCUAUUAGAGUUAAACCAUUAUCCUUAUACCAACUAAAGGAUGAGGAAGAUGGUCACAAACAAUUAAAGACUAUUGAGAAUGAUUCUCUUGUUAAGACAAAACUAGAAGACUCGCCGAGCAACACAGAUAGUAAUGAGAACGUAACCGUAACUCUUACCCUUACUUCGGGAGCUGCAGAAGAUAUAUUAGGAGUCCUAAAAGAAUUAGCGGGUAUUUUGCAUAUUCCACCACCUACAUCUUAUCAAAUUGUUGAACGUACGGCUACACCGCCCUCUCAUAAAUUGGGAUUAUAUAGAUCAAAAGGAAAGGAUGGUAAAGAAGGAGCACCCAUUGAUAUUCAAAGCAUUUUGAACGGUGCUGCCAAGUUCUGUCGGCACUGUGAUGUUGUUAUACUAGAUUCCGUAGUGAGAGCGAAGGCGUCGGAAUUUCCAUUACUAGCAGCAAACAAAGGCAACGCUGAAGAAAUUCUUUGUGACAGUGAUUCAGAGCUGUAUUUUUGUAGCACCCAAUGUUAUGAGCGUUUUGCAUGGCGACCAACAAAUAUUAUUCUCGACGGAAAAUCCAAAACAACAAUAAAAGAGGAUAGUAAAUCGGAUAUUGAAACAAAUUUGUCCAAAGAUCGAGAUGAUUUCGACACAGCUUCGACUGAAAGUAUGGAAACCGACGACUUAGACAUUAAGCCGGAUAUCAAAGAUGAAAAAAUGGACUUAUCCUUCAUGGACUCGUUAGAUAAUGAUGAGCUGAUGAAGGAAGUGGGUGACGACGUUAACGUGUUAGAUGAAGAUUUAAAGAGUGUCGAAACUGAUGAAAAAAGUAAUCAUAGCGUCGAGAAGGAGAAGUUUAAAGGAAUUCGUUACAAAUCGUGGGCCCCAGGAUGUAUUGGACCGCCAUUUAAAUAUAAACGCCCGACAGAUCGGGAGCUCACGGAGUUGGUUUUCCGCACGGGCGUCGCAAUUAUGCCCGUCACGAAUGAAGACAGUAGAAAGUGUGAAUUGUGUGGAAUCCAAGGGGAUGGUGUUGCUGAUGGAGUAUCAAGGUUGUUAAACUCUGAUGUCGAUCGAUGGGUACAUUUAAACUGUGCACUUUGGUCCCAGGGCGUGUAUGAGACAGUAAACGGAGCACUCAUAAAUGUGGAUAACGCGUUAGCGGUAGGGUCGAGCGCCACUUGUGCCGUUUGCAGAAGACUGGGGGCAACCGUGAGAUGCUUCAAAGUUCGGUGUGGAAGCUUAUAUCAUCUCGGCUGUGCUGUGAAAGAUAACUGUGUCUUUUAUAAAAAUAAGACGGCUUUCUGCGCUUCGCAUGCGCCUAAGAACGAAAAGGACAACGAGUUAACAACGUUGAGUGUACAACGUCGCGUCUACAUAGCUCGCGACGAACAGCGUCAGGUCGCUUCCGUGAUGUUACACUCUGACACGAACCACCUUAUAAGAGUUGGUGGUCUUAUCUUCCUUAGUCCUGGACAUCUUCUGCCACACCAGCUUGCUGCUUUCCACACACCCAACUAUAUUUACCCCAUCGGAUACAAGAUCGUUCGUUUCUUUUGGUCGAUGACUCGCGCAAACAGCCGCUGUCGUUACGUAUGCUGGAUCUCUGAGGAAGAAGGAAAACCGAGGUUCCACGUGCGUGUUCAGGAUGACUCGAGGCAGGAAAUGUGUGCUCCAACGCCGCGAGCCGCUUGGGCAGCAGUGUUAGACGCAGUGGCUGCUUUAAGAGAAGCUAGGAAUGAAGAUGGCGUAUUAAAAUUAUGGCCCAACUAUGUGACGGGAGAAGAUCUGUUUGGACUCACCGAACCUGCCGUUGUUCGAGUAUUAGAGAGCUUACCUGGUAUCGAGACGCUGACAGACUAUCGCUUCAAGUUUGGGCGUUCCGCAUUGCUCGAGGGUGGUCUCGCGGUGAAUCCUUCGGGGUGUGCGCGUUGCGAGGCUCGCUGCGCACGUGUUUGGCGCCGAAAUACGAGAUCGCUAUUACCUACUCAGCCACCGCCUGCUGCUGCCCUAGACAGUCCCGCCUGCCCUUACUCCAAACAGUUCGUUCACACGAAGAGCAGCCAGUACAAGAAAAUGAAGCUCGAAUGGCGGAACAACGUUUAUUUAGCGAGGUCAAAAAUACAAGGCUUGGGAUUGUACGCGGCUCGUGAUUUAGAAAAGCACACGAUGGUGAUAGAAUAUAUCGGUGAAAUUAUACGGUCUGAACUCUCCGAGAUUCGUGAGAAGCAGUACGAAGCAAGGAACCGCGGCAUUUACAUGUUCCGCCUGGACGAGCGACGCGUGGUGGACGCUACGCUUUGCGGUGGCCUCGCGCGAUACAUCAACCACUCGUGCCAGCCUAACUGCGUCGCGGAGACCGUGGAGGUCGAUCGACAUCUGCGCAUCAUUAUAUUUGCCAAGAGGCGCAUCUCCCGCGGAGAAGAGUUGGCGUACGACUACAAAUUCGACAUAGAAGAUGACGCUCACAAAAUUAUGUGUAUGUGCGGCGCUCCCAACUGCCGUAAGUGGAUGAAUUGA
Messenger RNA from Leptosia nina, 10933 nucleotides. The record is from the annotation of a GenBank genome assembly. Lineage: Eukaryota; Metazoa; Arthropoda; Insecta; Lepidoptera; Pieridae.